Messenger RNA from Perognathus longimembris pacificus (Pacific pocket mouse), 675 nucleotides. Its product is annotated as nuclear RNA export factor 3-like. Bases 1 to 675 code for a protein of 224 amino acids. NCBI's taxonomy places the organism in Eukaryota, Metazoa, Chordata, Mammalia, Rodentia, Heteromyidae. Gene Ontology annotation, biological process: poly(A)+ mRNA export from nucleus. Gene Ontology annotation, cellular component: nucleus. The record is from RefSeq and is a predicted model, not a curated record. The transcript has 9 exons. Gene Ontology annotation, molecular function: RNA binding.
AUGGAGACUUCAGUAGAGAUUGAGAAGGGGAAAGGCUUAACACCAGAAGAGAUGCAUGCAGAAUCAGACUCUGUCUGCACCACCUUCCAGGAUAAUUCCACCAGCAUGAACUCAAUCCUGGAAUUGUUUCCCAAGUUAUUGCGCCUGGAUGGACAGGCAUCAUCUAAACUACCUGUCUGUGACACUGAAACUCAUAAGAAGUUACCAGCUUGCAAGGGAAGUUACUUCGGAUCUGAAAUGCUAAAGAAUCUGAUCCUACAAUUUCUGCAACAGUACUACAUGAUCUAUGACUAUGGAGAUCGGCAGGAUCUUCUUGAUGCUUACCAUGAAGAGGCCUGCUUCUCCCUAACCAUUAUCCACAACUUCAAGGAACAAGCGCCAAGUAACCUGGGUGACUAUUUGAAGUACAGCAGGAAUAUGAAGAAUCUCAAGGAUCCAUGUAUGCAGAGGCAGCUGCUAAAGCACAGGAAAUGUGACAUUGUGAACUCUCUCAAACUGUUGCCCAAAACCCAACAUGAUCUCAGUUCAUUUGUGGUGGACACAUGGUUCCAGACGGAAAAGAUGCUCUGCUUUUCUGUCAGUGGGCUGUUCCGGGACGUGGAAGGAAAUUCUCAGGGAUGUGUUCAUGUCUUCACCCGGACCUUCAUCACUACCCAUAGCAGCAAUUCAAGGUAA